This is a messenger RNA of Propithecus coquereli (Coquerel's sifaka), 840 nucleotides long. It is a transcript of the gene AP4S1, whose product is annotated as adaptor-related protein complex 4, sigma 1 subunit. Gene Ontology annotation, cellular component: intracellular membrane-bounded organelle. Gene Ontology annotation, biological process: vesicle-mediated transport; protein transport. The coding region runs from base 211 to 645 and encodes 144 amino acids. The record is from RefSeq and is a predicted model, not a curated record. NCBI's taxonomy places the organism in Eukaryota, Metazoa, Chordata, Mammalia, Primates, Indriidae. The transcript has 6 exons.
AUGCUAAAAGCCAAAAUGGCUGCCCCGAGGAAGCCCGCACCGCGUAGCUAGAGAGGGUUGGGGAGCAAGAUUCUGCGGGAAAGGGGGAGGGGGACUCCAGAAAAAGCCGUUGCCAGGACCAUCACCCCGGAGCAGCACAGUUUCCAGUUACAGCCAUCCCUUGCCAUAACUUUUAAACAAUAUUUGGAAAAAUACCAGCCAAGAGAAAAAAUGAUAAAAUUUUUCCUCAUGGUGAAUAAACAAGGGCAGACCCGACUUUCUAAGUACUAUGAACAUGUGGAUAUUAACAAGCGCACACUUCUGGAAACAGAAGUCAUCAAGAGCUGCCUCUCUCGAUCCAAUGAGCAAUGCUCUUUCAUUGAGUAUAAGGAUUUUAAGCUGAUAUAUCGGCAGUAUGCAGCUCUCUUCAUUGUGGUUGGAGUUAAUGACACUGAGAAUGAGAUGGCUAUUUAUGAAUUCAUCCAUAACUUCGUGGAAGUUUUAGAUGAGUACUUCAGCCGAGUGAGUGAAUUAGAUAUAAUGUUUAACUUAGAUAAAGUACACAUCAUUUUGGAUGAGAUGGUGUUAAAUGGCUGCAUUGUGGAAACUAACCGGGCAAGAAUUCUUGCCCCUCUACUAAUUCUUGACAAGAUGUCAGAAAGCUGAAGAAAAGGCUCUGCCAGACAUCGAUUUCAAACACCGUGGGAUACAUCUCAACAUCUGUAGCCCAGGAGAAUCUGGAAGACAAUUGCAGAAUCGGGUAUCCUUCCAAAGACAUUAUAAGUAUGUGUUUUCCACAUUCCUAAAUGGAAAACAAAACUAUUUAAAAAUAUAUACAAAGAAAAUUUUUCUCUACACUGA